AUGUCCGCUCAAGUUCUGGCAUUUUUACGCAACUGGACCCCCCUCCCCCUGGCAGUCCCGGGGCGGGUGAGGAAUCCGGCAGCCGCAGGGGAUGACGCGGGUGCCUCCACGGCCCCGGCUCCGGGCGGGGAGGGCGACCCCCUCAGCCCGCACCGCGACGCCCGCCUGGGCAGCACCGAUAAGGAGCUGAAGGCAGGAGCCGCCGCCGCGGGCAGCUCCCCGACAGCGCUGGGGACGCCCUGGCAGCGGGAGCCGCGGGUCGAGGUUAUGGAUCCAGCGGGCGGCGCCAGGAGGCCGCUGCCCAGGCCCUGCCGCGUGCUGGUCCUGUUAAACCCGCGCGGGGGCAAGGGCAAGGCGCUGCAGCUCUUCCGCAGCCACGUGCAGCCCCUGCUGGCUCAGGCCGAUAUCUCCUUCACGCUGAUGCUCACUGAGCGACGGAACCACGCUCGGGAGCUGGUGCGGGUUGAGGAGCUGGGGCGCUGGGAUGCGCUGGUGGUCAUGUCUGGGGACGGACUGAUGCAUGAGGUGGUGAACGGGCUCAUGGAGCGGCCGGACUGGGAGACCGCCAUCCGGAAGCCCCUAUGUAGCCUCCCAGCUGGCUCUGGCAAUGCACUGGCAGCUUCUUUGAACCAUUAUGCCGGCUAUGAGCAGGUGACUAAUGAGGACCUCCUGACCAACUGCACGUUGCUGCUGUGCCGCCGGCUGCUGGCGCCCAUGAACCUGCUGUCCCUGCAGACGGCCUCGGGGCUGCGCCUCUUCUCCGUGCUGAGCCUGGCUUGGGGCUUCAUUGCCGACGUGGAUCUGGAGAGUGAGAAGUUUCGGCGUCUAGGGGAGAUGCGCUUCACUCUGGGCACCUUCCUGCGCCUGGCGGCCCUGCGUGUCUACCAGGGCACGCUGGCCUACCUCCCUGCAGAAAGGGUGGUCUCCCAGGUGCCCGCCCCCCCCGCUGUGGAGCGGCAGGACAAGCAGGGGCCUACGGAUGCCCACCUCGUACCCCUGGAGGAGCCGGUGCCCCCGAACUGGACUGUGGUCCCGGAGCAGGACUUCGUGCUGGUACUGGCACUGCUGCACUCCCACCUGGGCAGUGAGAUGUUUGCUGCCCCCAUGGGCCGAUGUGCGGCCGGCACCAUGCAUCUGUUCUACGUGCGGGCCGGCGUGUCCCGGGCCAUGCUGCUGCGCCUCUUCCUGGCCAUGGAGAAGGGGAAGCACAUGGACUAUGACUGUCCCUACUUGGUGUAUGUGCCUGUGGUUGCCUUCCGUCUGGAGCCCAAGGACGGGAAGGGUGUGUUUGCUGUGGAUGGCGAGCUGAUGGUCAGCGAGGCUGUGCAGGGCCAGGUGCACCCAGACUACGUCUGGAUGGCCAGUGGCUGCAUGGAGCCCCCACCCAGCCAGAAGCCUCAGCAGGGAGCACCUCCAGGAGAGCCCUUAUGACUCCGUGGGCCUUGCCGUGCCUUAGCCUACUUGGUCACCUCGGAGCUCAGGACCCUCCACAACCUCCACCCAGGCCUGGAGGGCCUGUCCACAGCUCAUGUGGUGGGGAGGAGGACCCCUGAAGACAGUGGGAAGGUGGAGGCUGUGCUUUAGAAGGCCAGUCUCUGCCUACCAAAGGCCAGAAUGAGGCUCUGGGCCAGGAGCCCAGCUGGUUGGGCCUCCCUGCCUAUGGAAGCCACUCCCAUUUUGUUUCUGGAAGCCCAACCCCAUGAAUCAAAUAAAGUGACAUUCCCAGCC
This is a messenger RNA of Odobenus rosmarus divergens (Pacific walrus), 1728 nucleotides long. It is a transcript of the gene SPHK1, whose product is annotated as sphingosine kinase 1. The record is from RefSeq and is a predicted model, not a curated record. The transcript has 6 exons. Gene Ontology annotation, cellular component: intracellular membrane-bounded organelle; cytoplasm; membrane. The coding region runs from base 1 to 1431 and encodes 476 amino acids. Lineage: Eukaryota; Metazoa; Chordata; Mammalia; Carnivora; Odobenidae. Gene Ontology annotation, biological process: cellular response to growth factor stimulus; negative regulation of apoptotic process; sphingosine biosynthetic process.